Peronospora matthiolae is the source of this 615-nucleotide messenger RNA. The record is from the annotation of a GenBank genome assembly. NCBI's taxonomy places the organism in Eukaryota, Oomycota, Peronosporomycetes, Peronosporales, Peronosporaceae.
AUGGCCGAAACGCAAACCGGAAAGCGCGUGAAGUACCUUCAAAGCGACAAUGGGGGUGAAUACAAGUCCGACAAGCUGGCACGAUUCUGCGCGGAACGGGGAAUACAACAAAGGUUCACACCCCCAUAUACUCCUCAGCUAAACGGAGUAGCUGAGAGAAUGAAUCGCACGCUGGUCGAGUGUGCGCGUUGCAUGAUGGAACACGCUGGACUGGGAAAGAGCUACUGGGGUGAAGCAGUGAUGACGGCGAUGUUUCUUCGAAACCGCUGUCCAACACGUGCCAUUCACCAAGACAAGUCUCCAUAUCAAGUGUGGACGGUGAAGAAACCGAUUCUGGCCAACCUUAAAGUGUUUGGAUGCCACGCGUAUGUUCAAGUGCCUCAAGACAAACGCGCGAAGUUCGACUCCAAGUCAUCACUCUGUCGUUUCCUGGGAUACGCCGAACACCAGAAGUCAUAUCGAUUUGAGGAAGUGUCAACAGGAGCGAUCAAGAUCAGUCGCGAUGCCACAUUCAUGGAAGACAAGUUUGAUGAAGGUCCGCGCAACUACAACGAUGAGUCAAGUGUCGUUGAGUUUGAUGAUCAUGAUGAGGACGAAGAAAAAAAAAGAAGGUAA